This is a messenger RNA of Lodderomyces jiufengensis, 2304 nucleotides long. It is a transcript of the gene HOF1, whose product is annotated as formin-binding protein. The coding region runs from base 1 to 2304 and encodes 767 amino acids. Gene Ontology annotation, molecular function: phospholipid binding; protein binding. Gene Ontology annotation, cellular component: mitotic actomyosin contractile ring, proximal layer; cytoplasm; cytoplasmic side of plasma membrane. The transcript has a single exon. The record is from RefSeq and is a predicted model, not a curated record. Gene Ontology annotation, biological process: cytoskeleton organization. NCBI's taxonomy places the organism in Eukaryota, Fungi, Ascomycota, Pichiomycetes, Serinales, Debaryomycetaceae.
AUGAGAAUAUCAGAUUCACAACAAUCAUAUAUAGAAUUUGUUAACAAUUUUUGGGGUAACUCCCCAGAACAAAGUUUUCAUAUAAUAUCAACAAGAAUAAAAGAUUCAAUAACAACAUUAACAGAAAUAAUAACGUUUUAUCAAGACAAAAUAUCAAUUGAAAAAGAAUAUAAUAAAAAACUUGAAAAAUUGUCAAAUAAAUGUAUAAUUGGGUCAAAGGAAACAGGAACUUUGAAAAAAUCAUUGGAUAAAUUAAAUAUUGAGAAUCAAUCAAUGAUAAAUUACAAUUCAAAAUUUAUUAAAUCAUUAACUCAAUUAAAUUUAGAAAAAUUGGAACAAUUUUAUAAUUUAUAUUUAAAAAAAGUUGAAAAAUUGAAAAAUCAUAUUAAUAAAUUAAUUAAUAAACGAGGUCAAGCAUUAAAAGAUUUAAACCAUUACAAAUCCAAAUAUCAAGAAGAAUGUUCACUAAUAAAGUCAUUAAAAUUAUCAUUACAAACUACUUGGGGUAAAGAAUUAGAAAAAAAUCAAAUGAAAUAUAAUAAAAUUGCACAAUCUAUGAAUACUACAAAUAAAAAUUAUCAAUAUUCAGUGUCUGUAUUUAAAGAAAUAAACGAUAUAUAUAAAAGAGAUUGGAUAAUAUCAAUAAAUGAUUUUUAUAAAUUGGAAAUAGAGAGAAUUCAAAUUCUUAAAAUUAAUUGUUUUACAUAUUGUAAUAAUAUAGCAACAUUAUGUGUUGAUCUAGAUCAAUCAAUUGACUUAGCAAGAUCAAAUUUCGCAUUGGUUGUACCUCAACAAGAUAUACAAGAAUUUGGUAUAAAUUAUGGGACAGGAAAUAAAAUAUAUGAUGAUCCAAAAUAUGUUGAUUAUAUGACUGGAUGUGAUGAACCACAAGUUGGUUAUACAAUACUGAAUCUAAAGAACCCAGAUCAUAAUGAAAUUUUAACUAGAACUUACUCUACUUAUUCAUCAAAUUCAAAAGCAACAUCUAAUGGUUCAACAAAUGGAAAUUACAAUACUAGUCCAAUUCAACAACAUACCCAGCCUCAACAACAAAGAGACAUAUAUAAUUCAUCACCAUCUCCAACUAAGACAUUCAAUAAUAUCAACUCAACCCCACAUCAUCAAAGACAGCAACAACCAUAUCAAUAUCAACAUCAAGACAUUUAUCAAGUUUCAUCAUCUCCAUUAAAAGAAUUACCAACAAAUGGUAGAAAUCAAAUGACACCUACUCCAAAAGCAAAUUUAGCAUAUGAAACAAAUAAUAAAAUCACAACUACAGCAUAUAGUAAUAAUAACUCCCCAUACAAAUCAUUAGUUCCAACAACAACACCAACAAAAAUUCCACCACUUAAAAAUCAAAAUCAAAUAAGUUCACCAACAAGAAAACCGCCAAUUGAUUUAUUAUCCCAUAAGACUCAAUCAACAGUAAGUACAUCAGGAGAUAAUGAUGUAUUUUCAACUCAUAAUCAAGAAAGAAUGACAAAUAGUCAAGGUUCAACAUCAUCAAAUUCAAAUUAUAGUACAUCGGAAAGAAAUUGGGCAUCACCAAGAAGACGUGAAAAACAAAUUCAACAAAUGCAAGAUCAAAUUACAAGAAAAUCUACAAAUGAAUUUAAAUAUAAACAACCACCACAACAGCAACAACAGUCCCCUCAACAACAGAAAGUACCUAUAAUGAAAGAUUUCUCAAUAGAUUUUAUUGCUAAAGCUUUAGAAGAUUUAAAUUCAGGUGGGGAUGGAGAUGUAAAUCAAUUUAGAAAAUCAGUAAGAUCAUCAGCUGCAACAAGUCCAAUAAAACAAUCACACCAACAACAAUUUAAUAAUCCUUAUAAUAACAAUAACAACAAUAAUAUUCAAACUCCUAAAAAGCAAAGACCUAAAUCAGAUUAUAUUGAUGAUCAUAAUGAAGUAGCUCAAAGAUAUGAUUCAAUAAAUUUCACAAGACCAAAAUCAAUGAUAGAUAUAGCACAAUCACAAUCACCACAACAACAGCAACAAAAAUCAAAUCCAUACCAUAAAUUACAAUCCCAUCCUUAUCAAAACAUUUAUACUUCCCCACCAUCAACUCCCUCAAAAAAACUAACACCAAUAAAUCAAAAACCAUACAUCACAAAAGCAACAGCAAGGUAUUCUUUCAAACCACAACAUGCAAGUGAAUUAUUUUUCAAAAAGGGAUGGGAUAUGUAUAUUUUACAUAAACAAGAAGAUAAUUGGUUUAUUUGUGAAUUGGGAGAAAAUUGUAAUGAUGAAUUUAUUGGGAUGAUUGGAUUAAUUCCUGGUAAUUAUAUUAUUGAGCACGAUUAA